Dryobates pubescens (Downy woodpecker) is the source of this 921-nucleotide messenger RNA. It is a transcript of the gene CDC20B, whose product is annotated as cell division cycle 20B. Lineage: Eukaryota; Metazoa; Chordata; Aves; Piciformes; Picidae. Gene Ontology annotation, cellular component: anaphase-promoting complex. Gene Ontology annotation, molecular function: ubiquitin ligase activator activity; anaphase-promoting complex binding; protein binding. Gene Ontology annotation, biological process: positive regulation of ubiquitin protein ligase activity; positive regulation of anaphase-promoting complex-dependent catabolic process; anaphase-promoting complex-dependent catabolic process. The record is from RefSeq and is a predicted model, not a curated record.
AUGGCCUUGUUCAAACAGCUUUGUGUGAUCAUCAUCAGUGGAUUGGUGUUUCAUAUAAGGAUAAUGGUGGCUCAAGUCAGAGCACAUGAUUUGGACACUGGUUUCUUCAGUCAUGUUUUCACUUCAAUAUAUGGUCAGAAAUGUCAUUCUCAGCUUUCAGUGGUCCAGGAGGUUGGACAUAGUGUUGCAGAAAGUGGUGACAUGAAGGUCUGUGAAAAUGCUGAUUGUGUCUGGAAAGAUCUGAACAUACUGGGCUGGAACCUUGAAAAUCUCAUUGCUGUUGCUGUAGGACCUGCUGCACAUAUCUGGAAUGGAAGAACUCUUCAAGCCAUUGAAAGCAUUGAUGUGAAUUCCACUUCCAGCUACAUUUCAUCUCUGGCUUGGAUAAAAGAAGGAACUUGCCUUGCAGUUGGCACUAGUGAUGGAGAAGUGCAACUGUGGGACCUUGAAACCAAAAAGAGGUAGAAUAUGUUUGGCCACCUGUCUGUAAUUGGAGCUCUUAGAUGGAAUCCUUGUAUUUUGAGCAGUGGUUCAUGGUUAGGAUCUGUUCAUCACCAUGAUGUGUGGGCUGCUCAUCGCCAUGUUGGGACUCUUUGCCAAAACAGCAUUUGCAGCCUGAAAUGGUCACUAACCAACCAGUUGCUGGCAAGAGGGUCUAUUGAUGGUAUAUUGGAUAUCUGGCCUAGUGACCCUGGUGUGAAAUUGCAGGCACAGCCCCUGAAAACCAUACCUCAUUCUUCAGCGGUCAAGAUUAUUUUGAGUCACAAAGGAAUAGUCCUGCAUAUAGCCCUGAGCCCAGUUCAGAGCAGGAUCUGUUCUGUUGUGGCUGAUGGAAUAGCUUGUCGGUGGAAGGGCAAGUCUGGGGAGAGCAAGCACAGGAGCAAGGUUUUUUGUGAUGGUUAUCUCAGCUCAUUCUUGUGA